GUUGGAUUCUGGGAAACAGGAAGGCUGUCUACCAUGGCGACAGGGACGCUAUGUGUCUUUAUGUGCAGAUCUAUUUUAUUUGUGUUGCUGAAAUCAGGUAUUUACAGUUGUCAGCAAUUCUCCAUUCCCUUUCAGCAACCCUCAGGGUGCAGCAGAGAACAAUAUUUUGACAUUUCAAGUCUCUCCUGCGUGAAGUGCGGACCUAACCAAAUCAAAAACGCAGAUGGGACUUCGUGUAUAUGCGAGACUGGAUUCGUACUGGUAUCUAAUAACGGAGAACCUGCAACCUGCGAAAAAUGUCCUGAUACAAAAAAGGGAGUCACCAGGGAUGGCUUUGGAUGUAUCAGAUGCCCAGGAGGUUUGAAUGACGAUGGAACAUGCCAGUGCUCAGCUGGAAGUAUACUGGUUGAAAGGGAUGUCAACGGAAGGCAGCUGGAAGAAGGGAAGUGUGAGCCCUGUAUUGCUGAAAAACCUGUUUUUACAGUCCCAGAUGUUCCUGGAGACAGGUGUGUCAGAUGUCAAGAAUCCUUUGUCAAUACAUCCCUCUCCUGUGUUUGUGGUCCAUCUGGUACACCAUCAGGAGGUUCAUGCUUCCCAUCAAAUAAUCUGCCAACAACAGUGACUUCCAGCAUUAACUUUGCACAGCUGGCCAUUCCGGUUCAGUCAGUUUGGUUUGCUAAAAAUCUUCUGUCUUCAGCAACUGCGUGUUUGACUCUUUCCAACUUAGCUUCCUGUCAGGCCCUUGGAAACAUGUGCGUGAUGACCAUGAAUUCCAUCAGCAGUGUCAGUAACGAUGCCUGUGGCCUCUUUAAUAAUAUAUUCAGAAGCACUGCAGCUCUUGGAUCUGUACAGGUUAUAUCCUACUGGAGGGCGAAUCUCCCUUGGCUUUACUACGGUGAUCAGCCAGGUUUGGCUUCUCGAGUCCUUUUCUCUGUGUCUUUCCCAGCGAGCUUUAGUUUUAAGGGUGCGGCUCAGAACACAAAGAUCAAAUUUGUUGCUGCUGUCUACAAUGCAAAAGGAAACUUCAUUAAAUGGGAGAACAUUGGAGAGGGCAGUUUGCAGCUCUGUCCAGACACUGCUGUCAGACUGAAUGCUGCAUUUACCUUUGGGACAGCAUACAAACAAAGUUGUAUCCUACCGGUCUCAAAGAUCUUGGCUGAUUUUUCUGAGCCACUGUUUUACGACAUAUACAUGGAUCUCAGUGAUGGUACUGAAAAGAAGAAGCUUUGGGCUGUGCCUGUUCUUAAUCUAAACCUACAGUUCAACGGACAAUUCGUAAACCAAGGAGACAAUCGAAAUAACUGGUAUUUGACACGUCGGAUUUUCUUGGUGGAUACCUUGAGUGGACGUGAAAACACCUUGAUAAAUCAACCAAAAGUAAUUCGUGUUGCAACAAAAAUAAAAAUAAGUUUUCAGGUGGUAUCCAGCACUAAGAAGGGAGAGGUCUAUCCACCCUUGAUCACCAUCGCUUACACAGAUGUUCUUAUUACAGAUCCUGCCACACAGACUGUUUCGCUGUCUUUUGAAUUGGAAUAUAAAAUGGAUCAGAGUGAAGCUCAAGUCAAAAGUAAUAUUGCUCUAGGAGUUCUUGGUGGUCUGGCUGUUUUGUAUUCCCUCUUGAAAACAGCAAGUUGGAAAAGGAGAAUAGCAUCACCGUUAAUUGACUUACUUACUCUGCUAAAAUUUCUUCUCUUUUAUGCUGGAGACCUGUCAAAUGUUUUCUUUGUUGUCACAGUCGGCACUGGUCUGUAUUGGCUUAUUUUCUUUAAGACGGUGGAGGCUCAGCAGUUUGUUUCAGUUGUGUUGCCUCUGCCAGAAGAGGAAGAGCGCUUUGUUACGUAUGUCGGCUGUGCAUUCGCACUGAAGGCAAUCCAAUUUCUGCACAAACUAAUAAACCAGAUAUAUGUAGAUAUCUUCUUCAUUGACUGGGAAAGACCUAGAGGAAAAGUCCUAAAGGCUGCAGAAGGUGAAGGCGAAGCUAAAUCGACAUCUGCUCCUGUGAGCAUCUGGAGAACCUAUUUUGUGGCUAAUGAAUGGAAUGAAAUUCAGACCAUACGGAGAAUCAAUCCUGCUUUUCAGGUUUCUGCUGUGCUUUUCUUUCUUGAGGUUGUUGGCUUCUCCAAUCUGGCUUUAAGAGAUCCUUCGUCGAAUUUCAGCAGAGAUCCUCAAAACUACAGCCCCCCCUGGAGCCUCAUCCUGAGAUAUGGUGUAGCUACAGCCAUGUGGCUGGUGAUUGGCUUUUUACAGAUGGUGUUCUUCACAGUCUUUUAUGAACGAUUUGUAGAAGAUAAAAUAAGGCAAUUUGUAGACCUAUGUUCUAUUAGCAACACCUCUGUCCUGCUGUUGUCGGACCGAUGUUUUGGUUACUAUAUCCAUGGGCGUUCAGUUCAUGGCCAUGCGGACACCAACAUGGAGGAGAUGAAUGCCAAUUUGAAAAGAGAAGCGGAAAAUCUUUGUGGUCAAAGAGGUCUGCUUCCAAACACCGACGUUCAGACCUUUCAGAUUGCCAUAACACAUAAGCUGAGGCAGCAGUAUGAUCGGAUUUUUGAACCCCUGAAAAGGAGAAAUGGACCUUCUCGACUUUUAGAUGCCUCUGCCAAUCCAUUUGAGCAGUGUACUAAGGCCUACCACACCAUGAACCGGUUUCUGGCCUCCUUCAUUGAUCAUGCUCAUCGGGAAAUGGACUACAUUGUGAAGGACAAGUUGCUGCUUGAAAGAAUGAUUGGAAUGGAAUUUGUGGAGCCAGCAGAAAAAAACAUAUUUUACAAUGAUGAUGCCCAUUCGUUCAGCAGUGUCCUAUACUAUGGCAAUGAAGCAACACUUUUGAUCUUCGACACCUUGUUUUUCUGUGUUGUUGACCUGGGAACGCAAGAUUUCGUCUUGGCAGCUGUCUUAACCUACAUACAACAGCUAGUGUUUCAGCUGAUUCGCAAUGCAUUUGGCCGAAAAAAUCUGGCUGCUAAGACUCUGAUUGACAAAAGGUUCCUCAUAUAGCUAAGCUUCAUGAUAUCUAAACUAGUCAGGAGUGAUGAAUCCUGAAAUACAAUUUAAAGUGUAGUGUGAUGAAAGUCAUCAUUGUUUACUUUUUUAUUUUUGAUAUUACAAAAUAUGACACUAUUUUUGGAUGUCAAAUUCAAUUUUGUAUUAAUGUGAAUAGGCUGUUUUUGCAGUAUUGACUUGCUAAUACUUGCUUUUGACUCACAGUGUAUUUCAAAUGUACAUUUUUAGUUUAACAGGAUUUUUUAUUUAUAUUAAA
Lepisosteus oculatus (spotted gar) is the source of this 3256-nucleotide messenger RNA. Lineage: Eukaryota; Metazoa; Chordata; Actinopteri; Semionotiformes; Lepisosteidae. The record is from RefSeq and is a predicted model, not a curated record.